Molecule: messenger RNA, 2856 nt
Organism: Trichomonas vaginalis G3
Lineage: Eukaryota; Parabasalia; Trichomonadida; Trichomonadidae
Product: proprotein convertase subtilisin/kexin-related family
Exons: 1
Coding region: 1-2856 (951 amino acids)
Biological process (GO): proteolysis
Molecular function (GO): serine-type endopeptidase activity
Source: RefSeq, a predicted model, not a curated record
AUGUCGUACGAAGGUAUUAAACUGCGUACGGCUCGAUCAAUCUCAAUGAUGGGCCUAGAUGGAACAGGACAGAUAGUUACAGUUUUAGAUAACGGAGUAAACUUUGAUCAUUCCUUCUUUUCAGAUUCGUCCGUUGAAAUCACAGGCCCCGGUACAUAUCCAACACACAGGAAAAUCAUUAAAUACGAGAACUGGACAGAAACCCCUGUAGAUCUGAAUCAUACUCACGGAACAUUCGUUUCUGGUCUAAUUGCGGGCCGAUCGGAAGAUCCAUUAGCCAUGAAUUCAUUAUACGAAGGUGCCGCCUACAACGCUAAGCUCCAUAUCAUAGAAGUUGACGAUUCAAAUUAUUCAUGGGUUGAUUUCAACAAAGUUGUCGAAUCUAUGGAUGAUAUUGGCUCCAAAAUAUCCUCAAACAACUGGCAUUACGGCGAGCGAUCCAUUAUUAAGACCCAGUUAAUGGAUGAAGUUGCUUUUAAGAACAAAGACAAAAUUUUCAUUUUUCCAACAGGAAACCAACCAAGCGACGGAGUUUACAAUGUUUACAGUCCUUCUGACUCCAAGAACGUCCUUACAAUACAAGGUAUCAGUAGAACUAUCGCCAGACUUGCAGAAGAAGACACAGGACCAUAUGAAUUUAGUAAUGAAUCAUUUUCAUUCCAAGUAGACAAAUUUUCAAAUGAAACAACUUUCUUCCAGAAGAAAUCCCAAUUGAUUGACUACAGAGACUUGGAAGUAUCAACAGAAGAUAAAGAGAAUGUUAUAUUUUACACUGAAACAUGUCUUACAGAGAAGGCAAAAGCAAAAGUUGUUGUUUAUAGAUCAGAUUUAUCCGAAAACUGCUCAAAAACUGGUCAAAACUUUAUCGUGACGAUAGGAAAUGAUAUGGUCACUUCACUUUUGACAGGUAACAGAUUUACUGUUCGAUAUCCAAUUAGUUAUAACUGGGGACUCCAACAAUAUGAUGUAUUGAGAGGUCCUGGAUACAACGGUAUUUCUAAACCAGAUUUGACAUGUUUCGGUUAUGAUUCAAGAAGUGCAAAUGCUAAUUCACAAAAAGGUGACACUUCUUAUGAUUCUCUUAUCCAACUUCCAGGUGUUUCUGCCAGUUCCAGCAUUGGUAGUGGAUUGGCAGCCAUGGCCAGACAGUUUUUCACCAGUGGAAAGUACCCAGGAAUCACAGAUCCAAGUGGAACAUUGAUGAGGGCCAUGUUGAUAAAUGGCGGAAGAGUUUACGGAAACGGUUUCGAUCCUAGUUUUGGACAUGGCAUAUUGAUAUUGGGAGAAGCAUUAGGAUAUGGAGAUUCAAAUGAUUCUGGUAAAAAAGAUGGAACAAGAUUCAUCGACAAAAGAAAAGUUCUUCCUAAUCAACACAUCACUUACAACAUCACAACAAAAUAUCCGAAAACGUUUAGAGCAACAAUCGCUUAUUCUGAUCCACCUCGUGACCUUGCAAAUUCAGCUCUUUUAACUGCUGAUUUGAAUUUGUAUGUGCAAUUAGAAGAUGGAUCAAUUAUUCCAGGAAAUGGCUUGAGUUCUGGAUCACAACAAGCAACAACUGAAAAAGUUUUCGUUGGAAAUAUUUCUGCACAAACUUUACAAGUUCACGUUUUUUCAAAUGAUUUCUUAACAGAAGAAGAUGAAGAAAUUGAAUACUCUUUGGCGGUUGCCGGCGGUUUUGAACUUGAAGACCAAGAAGUUGAAUUAAAAGAAGUAGAAAGUCAGUGUAUAAAUAACUGUUCAAGCAGAGGUGUCUGUGAAACAGGUGGUGUUUGUAAAUGCCAUCCAAAUUAUACAGGAGAUUAUUGUCAAGUAGAAGUUCCUUCAUUUACUGAAGGUGCUCAAUAUCCUGUUGAAAGUCGAAGGAUGUUUUGGACAAGAUUUGAAGUCCCUCCUCAUAAUGAUUUCAUUUUUAAGUUGCAAAGAUUACCUGAUAAUUUAUAUUGUUAUUUAACUGAUGAAUCUCCAAUGAAUUACCAGAAAUCAUUUAGAAAAAUCUAUUCAUCGUAUAAUGGUAAUUUAAAUGAUAUCGUGACAACAGAUAGGAUAAAAGUACAGUCAAAUAAUGUAACAACAAUGUACGUUGGCUGUUCAACACUUAGACCUGGUGAAUUUAAUGGUUUAGAAUAUCAAUAUUUUCAUAAAUAUAAAGUUCUUCAAUUCGUAGAAUUUAUAUAUGUCCCGACACCAAAUCCAACACCAAACAUGACUCCAACACCUCAACCAACUACUCCUGUAAUGACUGCUCAUUUAACUCCUUACCAAACAGCAGAAACAACUCCUGAUUUAACACCAUUUUCAACAGUUCAUGAAACAAUUGUUCAAACACAAAAAGAAACUGCUUUUGAAACCCCUUAUUUAUCUCCAUUUAUGACAGUUGAUUCAACACCAUUUGGUACUCCUUACUAUACGUUUUUCCAGACAAUUGAUAAGACAACGCCACCAAAUACUCCGUCAAUGACAACUCCUCUUCCUUCGAAUUCUCCUGCGAGAACAAUUUACAUCGGAGCAGGAGGAAAAACAGAUUCUGUUGAUUCUUCUAGAUCUGGAUCAACUAAGAAGAAAACUGGUGUUUAUAUAGGUGUUGUCUUUGGUGUUUUGGCUGUAAUUGUAUUGGCUGUUUUAUUGGUUGUUUGGUACUUCAAAUGGAGAGAUCGGAGCAGCAGCGAUGACUCUAAUAUUGUUGAAAAAGUUGAAGAAACAAAUGUUGAUCCAAAGAAUUCUUACAUGAGUACUAUUAAUUUCACGUAUAAUAAUAACCAGAGUGAUGAAGAUGAUGAGUUCUUCCUCGGAAAUAGCGAAGAAGAUGGAGCUGAGGGAGAUAUCAAAAAUAUGGCUUGGUUUGUUGAUAAUUAA